ACUACUCGGCUCGGUAGAGUUUCCCGCCCCCAGACCGUGCAGAAAGCGCCGGCGACCCGGGCGCUGACAAUGGUCAGCCGACGGGAGCGGCGAGAAGCCUCUUCUCCGCCCUAGAUCUGCAGCCUCUAGGCUCCAGCAGGGAGGACGGGGCGCGACAGGUCACCUGGAUCGUGCCGGGGGCGCCCGCGCCCGGGGUCCGACCGCCUGGGGCCUGUGUGUUCCCUUCAGAGACUCAUACAAGUGUCUCAUCAUGUGAAGGACCUAGAUAUUUGAUUUCACUCCUCCAAGUUUUCAUUUACAUUACACAUUGAGAAAGUUAUGAGAAACAACUGUCACUCUCUGGGGGUGGAGACUGCCAUGAUUCACAAAGACAAGAGGUAAUUUUCCUGUAAUCACAAGAUGACUCAGGAUGGAUCAUGAAGCCGCCCAGCUGGAGAAGCAGCACGUACACGAUGUGUAUGAGAGCACGGCCCCUUACUUCAGCGACCUGCAGAGCAAAGCCUGGCCCCGCGUCCGCCAGUUCCUCCAGGAGCAGAAGCCAGGCAGCCUCAUCGCCGACAUAGGUUGUGGGACUGGAAAGUAUCUUAAAGUAAACAGCCAGGUACAUACCCUGGGCUGUGACUACUGUGAGCCAUUGGUAGAGAUUGCCCGGGAGAGAGGAUGUGAAGUCAUGGUAUGUGACAACCUUAAUCUCCCCUUUAGGGAUCAGGGCUUCGAUGCCAUCAUCUCCAUAGGAGUCAUACAUCAUUUUUCUACAAAACAGAGAAGAAUCAGAGCCAUCAAAGAAAUGGCCAGAGUCUUGGUUCCUGGAGGGCAGCUGAUGAUUUAUGUUUGGGCCAUGGAACAGAAGAACCGUCACUUUGAGAAGCAAGAUGUGCUCAUUCCAUGGAACAGAGCCUUGUGUUCCCGAUUCUUCUCCGAAUCCAGCCAUUCUGGGAGAAAAAGGCGGUGUGGGCAUCCGGAGAGAAGCCAUCCCUACCAUCCUCCCUGCUCUGAGUGUAGCUGUGCUGUUUGUUUCAAAGAGCACUGUGAUUCCAAACGGUCCCACAGCGUGGACUAUGAACCCGUCACGGCCAGAACCUGUUUUACAAAUAUUCCUAAAGAAAGCGAGGGAGAAUACGGAUUCUAUAACACAUUAGGAAAAUCUUUUCGAUCCUGGUUUUUCUUCAGAUCUUUGGAUGAACCAACUCUGAGGAAACAAAUUGAAAGAGUGAGACCCUUGAGAAACACAGACGUUUGGGCCGAUCACACUAUCACAAUCCAACCUUCCAGGCACUCUAGUCUAGACUUUGAACUCCAACAGCCAUUUUCAAAAAAGGAGCAAAACUCAGAUGAGGAAGUGUUUGUGGAAACUUCUUCUCGAAAACACUUGGAGUGGCUGAGAGCACCAGGCACUGUGAAGCGUUUAAAUGGAGACCAUCUAGGAGAAAUUGGGAAAAAUGGAGGGGGGAAUUUUCUAGAUAGCACAAACACCAAUGACAAUGGUGUAGAUGCAAGCAACUUAGAAGGAGAAAGCCCUUCUGCUAGUAGUAGAAUACUCAGGAGGAUUUCUGCAGUCGAUUCCACAGAUUCCAACCCAGAUGACACAAUUUCUGUUGAAGAGCAACAAGCCGACAUUUUGGAUUCCAGAGCCUUUAUGCGUUACUACCACGUGUUUCGAGAAGGCGAGCUCUACAGCUUGCUCAAGGAGAAUGUGUCAGAGCUGCAUAUUCUGAGCUCUGGGAAUGAUCAUGGCAACUGGUGUAUCAUUGCAGAGAAAAAGGAAAAUUGCGAUUGA
Molecule: messenger RNA, 1777 nt
Organism: Propithecus coquereli (Coquerel's sifaka)
Lineage: Eukaryota; Metazoa; Chordata; Mammalia; Primates; Indriidae
Gene: TRMT9B
Product: KIAA1456 ortholog
Exons: 5
Coding region: 410-1777 (455 amino acids)
Biological process (GO): tRNA wobble uridine modification
Cellular component (GO): nucleus; cytoplasm
Molecular function (GO): tRNA binding; S-adenosylmethionine-dependent methyltransferase activity
Source: RefSeq, a predicted model, not a curated record